This is a messenger RNA of Sciurus carolinensis (gray squirrel), 1243 nucleotides long. RefSeq lists its product as uncharacterized. The record is from RefSeq and is a predicted model, not a curated record. Bases 422 to 1192 code for a protein of 256 amino acids. The transcript is spliced from 5 exons. NCBI's taxonomy places the organism in Eukaryota, Metazoa, Chordata, Mammalia, Rodentia, Sciuridae.
CCGGCCAGACUGUGGGCGCCACGCUCCUUCACUUGAGGGCCUUUGACCAACCACACCUGCCAACCGCUCCACCACACAGCGGGCGAGUCCCCCGCUGGCCACGCCCCGCGGGAUCCCGCCUCGGGGCCUGGUAAGACAGCUCGGCCCCACGGACGGACGAUUGAUUACCCACCCUGGUGAGUGGCCGGGCGUUCGCCCUCGAGCCGGUUGGCGUUCCCACCCGGGCGCCGCCACCAACCUCCCGCGGGCGGCGGCUUUCUCGGGGCCGGCCCACCACGUCCGUGCUGGCUGGCUGGGGCGCCGGCACCUGUCCCCCGCUGCACCCCGGCGAGAGGCGCGGGCGGCCAGGAGUUUGGCGACUGGAGGGUGCGGGUGGACAAGAAGGCAGCCACCCAGCCACGGGUCACCUGCCCUGACCGAAAUGCCCGUCAGGGCAAAAUUUGGACCGGCUCCUGGCUUCCUCGGGCGACAGCGGGCAUGGCGGUCUGGUGAGCCUGGGCCGGCACAGAACGUGCCGGGGCCUGGGGAUACCGCAUCGACCUCCACCCGCGGUGUGCACACACGCGCACGCCCCCGCCGGCUGCAGGACGCCCAGGGCCCACCAUCCAUCCCCGCAGCCUCCUUCACGGUCCCACCAAGCAGCAACUCACGGAAGGCGGUGGCCACUGUCACGAGGUUGCACGGAGUUGCCUUCCCACACGCAUUUCGCGUCCAUGGAGGCCGCCAGGUACCUCGACCGCACACCAAACGCCGGACCGUCGGACCAGAACUCACCUCUCCCACGAGUGGCCUCCUACCGGCCCACGGCUGCCGUGGGGCGCAGGAAGGACUCCAAAUGACUCCCAGUGGCCCUGUGCUCACCGCUCUCGAAUGCCCGGUCCUGCCGUCCAUCCGGUUCCUCCAUCCCGCCACGACGGCCCGCCACACCGAACGCACAGGCGCCUGGCCGAUUGUCACCUCUGCAACGACACAAGCGCCUGGUACUGGCCGCAGACCCUCCGUUCUCAGUCGUCUCCUUUUUCGGUGUCGCGGACUUUGCCCGAACACCGCCGGUGAGAACGGCAAGCCCACGUGUGCCGUCAGGGGCGGAUUUCCGGCAGCGGUCCGGUGGUCGAGAGAAGUGGGGUCAGUGGCAGGUUGCUGCCAAAGCCUGGGCGUCCGCUUGGAAGCCGAGAGAAGUUCCAGCCGCUAGAAGACUGACUGGACUGUCUGAACUCUCUGCUCCGUGGCUUUGGGCGGAGGC